UUUCUCGGCCGUCGCUCGCUUGUAGCGGCGGUACAAAAAAAAUGGCCAUCGUCAGAUUCGGCGAAGUAUCGGUGCCUUUUUUAUUAAACUGUCCUUUCCAGUAAACCGAGCGGCGGAGCGGACGAUGCGCGUUUCGCGGCGGCGCUAGCUGAGAAGCGGCGCUAACGGGCGGCAGUUGGGCUCGUCCCCGACCGUUGGAGCGGCUCCGUGUCCGGCUGAAAGCAGAUGGGAUCCUCGGUGAAUUCGGGCGAAAGGCGGAAGACUGCGUAUCAACAGACCCGACCCGAGGGAUGCUACGAAGCUACGGCCGAUAGCUAACCGACUCACUGACGUUAUCUCCUCGCAGGAUGCCAGGUAACACCAGGGAUUAAUGAUUACAGAGGAAACAUUUGACUGAUCCUUCUUUAUGGAGCCACAGCAGGACGGCUUGAACUGAGACAGCUUUGAUACUCGGCUAGACGCAGCGCUCACCGGACGUCAGGGAUGGCGAGCAGGAGGAAAUCCACCACCCCCUGCAUGGUUCCUCCUCGAGAAGCCGUCGACUCGGAUCAGGAGAUGGAGGACGUCGCGGAGGCGGCCGAACCGGAGGACAGUAACGGCGUGGCGACCGUCUCUUCGGAGGUUUCCGGUCCGCUGGAGGAGCGGGGCGAGGACGCGGACGGCAGGCAGGUGUCGGACCACUAUCUGGACUCCAACAUGGCCGAGGGAGGCUACGAGUGCAAAUACUGCAACUUCCAGACGGCGGAGCUCAACCUGUUCACCAUGCACGUGGACACGGAGCAUCCCGACGUCGUCCUCAACACCUCCUACGUCUGCAUGGAGUGCGACUACCACACCAAGAGUUACGACACGCUGCUGGCGCACAACGCUCGCCUCCACCCGGGCGAGGACAACUUCACGCGGACGAUGGUGAAGCGAAACAACGAGACCAUCUUCCAGCAGACGGUCAACGACCUCACCUUCGACGGCAGCUUCGUCAAAGUGGAGGACGACGAGGCCGAGGAGACGUCGCGCAAAGGCAUCGCCCUCAGCAAGACGCCCAUCAUGAGGAUCAAGAGCAGACCGGAGCCCAAGAAGUUCGCCGCCUUGCACAAAAUGGCCGUCGACGACGUCAUCAAAGUGGAGAGCGACGAGGACGAGGACGACGAGAACAAGGAGCCGCCCACGCUGUCUCCUGCCCCGAUGACCCCCGCCGCCCUCGCCCCUCGCCUCAUCCCCGUCUCCGCGCCGAUGCACGUCCAGGCCGUCCCGCAGAGCAUCGUGGUCAACAGCCCCAACGUGCUGCAGAUUAAAGGUGGCUCGGGCGGCGGCGGCGCCGUGCUGCCUCCCGGGACGCUGGCUCAGGUUCUGUCGGCCCUGCAGAACCAGCAGAACAGCGCUCAGACGCAGACGCAGCUCCUCAUCCCCAUCAGCAGCAUCCCCACAUACAACACGGCCAUGGACAACAACGUCCUGCUGGUCAGCGCCUACAACAGGUUUCCAUACCCGUCGGUGUCGGAGAUCAUGGGCUUGUCUUCGCAGACCAAGUUCAGCGAGGAGCAGAUUAAAGUCUGGUUUUCUGCUCAGAGGCUGAAACACGGAGUCAGCUGGACGCCGGAGGAGGUGGAGGAGGCGAGGAGGAAGAAGUUUAACGGCACGGUGCAGACCGUCCCUCAGACCAUCACCGUUAUCCCUGCCAACAUCGCCGCCGCCACCAACGGCCUGCAGUCCAUCUUCCAGACCUGCCAGAUCGUUGGCCAGCCGGGCCUCGUCCUCACUCAGGUUUCCGGCAACGGCAGCACCGUGCCAGUCGCCUCUCCCAUCACCCUGACGGUCGCCGGCGUCCCCGGCAACCAGCCCAAAGCCGCUGAACCGUCGACGUCAGAAUCGAAGACAGAGAUGUCGGCCGGCACAGCGCUCACUUUGGACGCGUCGGCGACCAAGCCGAAGAAGUCGAAGGAGCAGCUGGCGGAGCUGAAAGCGAGCUACGGCAGGAGGCAGUUCGCCACCGAGGCGGAGAUAUCACGACUCAUGCAGGUCACCAAACUCUCCAAACGAGCAAUAAAGAAGUGGUUCAGCGACACGCGCUACAACCAGAGGAACUCGAAGGAUCACCACGGUGUCGUGCUGAGCGAAACGCCGCCCAGCAGAGUGGCGGCGCCAGGAGCAGGCCGGGGAGCAAGGAACAACAGUGGCAGCCUUAAUGACAGCAACAACAGCGAUAUCAACACCACCAUCGUCAUCGACUCCAGUGACGACGCCAGCGACUGCUCCCCAACUUCUGCCAACGCUCCGGGCUCGUCCGGCUCCUCCAGCGACCCGCGGGUCAAAUUCCGCCACGCCUUCCCUGACUUCACGCCACAGAAGUUCAAGGAAAAGACUCCAGAGCAGCUGCUCAUCCUGGAGGCCAGCUUCCAGAAAUCAGACACGCCGUCGGACGAGGAGCUGAGCCGGCUGCGCGCCGAGACGAAGCUGACGCGGCGCGAGGUGGACGCUUGGUUCACCGAGAGGCGGAAAAUGCCUUCAGCAGCACAGUCGAAGGACGAGGACAUCGAGGGGGACGGCGAGAAGAUGAAACCGGCCUCUGCGCCUUCGUCAUCGGCUCAGGAGCGGCAGACCACUCCACCCGCCAGCAGGAAGGCGAUGAAGAAGACGCCGGAGCAGCUCCACAUCCUGAAGAAGGCCUUCGUCCGCACGCAGUGGCCCACCACCGAGGAGUACGACCAGAUGGCGGACGAGAGCGGUCUGCCGAGGACGUACAUCGUCAACUGGUUCGGAGACACACGUUACGCCUGCAAGAACAGCAACCUGAAGUGGUACUACCUCUACCAGAGUGGGAAGGUGGACGAGGCGCUGAACGGUGGAGCCAAGAGCCAGAAGAAGUCCAGAAAGCGUUUCCGUGGUUGGUCCAGGAGGACACGCCGGCCUUAUCCCUGCAAACGAUCCCCAAUGGGGGGCGCCACUGCCAUCAAGGUGAAGUCCGGUAAGUCGUUUCUGAAGGACUACUACCUCAAACACCGAGCCCUGAGCGAGAAAGACCUGGACGACCUGGUGACCAAGUCCAGCAUGAGCUACGAGCAGGUCAGGGACUGGUUCUCUGAGACCGCCAGGAGGGUGGAGGAGGGCAAGGAGCCUUUCAGCGAUGAGGAGGCCGAGGGAGAGGAGGGGGAGGAAGAGGAAGAGGACGAGGAGGAGGAGGAGGAAGAAGAAGAGGAGGAGGAAGCGGCUGCGGAGCACGCAGACAGCGAGGGGGAGAUGGAGGUGAAAGAACAAGGAGAGGAGGCCACUGACGACGACUGCAACGAGGAUGAAGAAGAGGAGGAGAAGGAGGAAGAGGAGGAGGAAGCCGAGGACGACGACAACAAUGACGAAGUGAUCCAGGAGGAAUCUGAAGGUGUCAGCCAAUCACAGCCUCAGGCAGAGGAGCAGACAUGAGCAGACAGCAUUAACGUUUCUUCCCCCACCGUGGAGACGACUUGGAGGACGAUAUGUGUCAGUGUUUCUCAGCUGGCGGCUCGGGACCCAAAGACGGCCGCAGACGGAUGCUCGGACAGACAGUCGCAGCUCAGAUGGAUCACUAAAAAACACGGGUUCUGUGCCUUUUGGAGAUGAACUUUGGGUCCUGAUGCAGCUGAGAAGCACUGAGAGGAUGGAGCUGAAUCAACGGACAAAGCAUCAGGAUGUAGUUUGUUUUCUGCCAAUGAACUGUGGGGACCAACGAACGCACCGGGGACGACGCCUCCUCUCGCCGCCACGAGAGUAAGUUCCAGCUCUGCUCCUGUACAAAUAACAAGGCUUUUACUUUGGUGAGAAUGACAGGGCUUUUAUUUUGGCCUUUUUGUGUCAUUUUUCUUACAAAAAGAAAAAAAAAAUCAAUGUUUUACGGUAAACUUUGUAUAAAGGAUGAAAAAAAAUAAAUCAACCCUUUCUAAGAGGUGAGACCUCGCAUGGAUUUCUCAUUAAAAUAAACUUUUUUCAGAAUAAUGGACCAUCAGAGCUUUUUCUCAAGGGAACGUCCUCUCCCCAAAUCCAACAAUGAAAACAUUUUGUUCUGAAAAGAAAAGGUUUUUUUGUGAAUAGACAGCUCAAAUUAGUGCCAUUCUGUUUUCUAAGUUUUUGUUUUUAAAUCAAAAAAAUCAGUGCUGGAACGAAUUCCACGUUGACGUUUUAACGUUUUUUGUAUUUUUUUUCCAAGUGAUCUGUUGAAAGUCUGAAUGACGUCGAAUAUAAUGGGCACUGAAUCCAUUAUACUAUUAUUAUUAUUAUUAUUAUUAUUAUUAUUAUUAUUAUUAUGCUAUUAUGAGUUAUUUUUGAAUAUGGUGAUAAGUUCCAUGUGAGCAGGUGUUUGGGUCCAUUCAGUUUCAAUGACAUCAAUUCAGUUUGUGAAUUUACCUCCAAAAUAACUCAAAUGGAAGAUCCACCUUAAAACUCCUCAUUAAACAAUCAGAUUUAUUAUUCCCACAAUGCAACUGUACAACUAAUGCUGAAAUCUUCAACUAGAGCCAAACUGAUGUUACAUUUUAGAGGCCAAUAUUAAUAUUUACUUUAAUAACAAUGUCGGCUGAACACAAACAUUUUUAUAAUAAUUCCUUAAAUUUAGUUAUUAAAGAACUGGAACUACUUUACAGUGUAAAAAUAAUUGGCCAAUGUGUUUGCUGGUGUGUUUUUCUGAGCUGCCGGUUUACACCAGUGGUUCCCAACCUGGACAUUCGGACCCCCAUUAGGGGUCGCCAGUCCUUCUUGAUGUUAUUGGGUGUAAGAGAACUCUUAAAGUAUACACAGGAGGCCUAUAGCUAUAUAUAAUCAGCAUUUUGUCAAAUUCUGUGAAGAAAACUCAAUGGAAUAUUUGGCUUAAAUACACAAUACAGAUGGAGGAUUGUACUAAAAGUUCCUAAAACCAACAGAAAGCUCACCUCUGAUAUAAUAUUUACAGGAAAUAAUGAUCCAAAUCUCUGGUUUUACACUCUGGUCACUAACAGGUUGAGAACCGCUGCUUUACAGCCACAGUCCAUCAGAAAUGUGUCGACACCAUUUAACUUACACACAGUUUGAAAUAUUAGCGUCAGAUUUUACUGCGCACACAAAUGUUUCUAUGCAUAAAGUCUGUGAGGGUCCAGUUCCUGUGUGUGUGUGUGUGUGGGGGGGGGGGGUUUCUAGGUUCUGGGAAAGUUUUACAUCUUAAACCGUCACAGUUUCAGAAACUUGUCAUUCGAGAUGUUCUGAUGCCAUUUUUUUCCUUCCCGAUACUGAUUCCAAUACCCGAUACCGAGUACUGAUCCGAUACACGCACUAAAAAAAAAUCCAUACACAAUAUAUAUAUUUUAUUGGGAACAAAAAGUGGUGAACGGGCCUCAUACAGGACAUGGUAUCGGAUGUGGGCAGCGUCGGAGGAACUUCUGCCAUCGGUAUCAGAACAACUCUACUUAUAAUGAAAAGAGUGAGAAUGAACCGUGUUUGCUGUCUAUUGAACCAUAACCAGCUUUACUCAGACACACCAGCUGCAAAGGGUCUUCUGAGGCUGGCUGAACGGCAUUCUGGGAAACGUAGGAAAUCUGGUGGGAACAGAAACCAAAACUCAUGAAGUAGAUGAUCUGUUUUUAAGGUGGAUUUGUCCUUUGGCGUCCAGCUCUGGAUGGUUACAGGUGGAAACCCUUCACUCACCUGUCGGCCAUUUUAGACACAUCUUUUUCUCACUUGGGGUUUUUUUUAAACGACGAUUAUCAGAGUUGAUCGACUUGAACGGUAGAUGAACCCAAAUACUGUUUGUGUCCUUGUGUCCAAAAGAAAGAAAAAAAACAACAAAAAAAAACAAAGGCAUGUGUGCUCUUCUUCAGGAAACAGGCAACUUUACCUCAGUCAGUUAAGCUACAAACUCGGUAAGAUUGUGACAUUUACACUUUUACGACAGUUUUUUCUUUUUCUAGAGAAUUCAAUACUGUAUGCAUGAAAAUACGAGUACACAAUAAUAAUUAUGUCUUUCAGAUGGCGUUUCUUGUUUUUUUUUGUUGUCCUCGCCACCAAAGUAAGUGAAUCACUUUAAAAAGAAAAAGAAGACAUAGUUAUUAGUGCGUUUCUUUUUGCUCAAAUACGGGUGAACUAGUAAACAAUAUCUUUCAGGUUUUCCACGAGAGUUAACAGACGAUAUUUUAGGGACAAAGAAACCACAAGCACUUGGCUCAGUUCCCGCGGGGACUUUUUAACUUUUCAUAUGUGGGGGUAAAAAAAAACAAAAAAAAAGAAGUAAUAAGCUUUUAUUUUGCUUUCCUCUGCUCUCUCUUCCUGUGUUUACUGAACCACGUAGGACUCUGUUAGAAUAUGCAAACAUCAGAGAACAAUCAGCGGCUUCGAGCGGCGGCAAACUCUUUGGGUUUUUUUUUUUUUUUUUUAAACGAUCUCAUCAUCGACGUGGGAUCCUGCUGCGAGCUCUGUAAAGUUUCCGCCUUUAAACUGCUCUAAUAGCCGACAGUUUUCAGUAGUUAAUUUAUUUAUUAUAUCUGGACUUUCAUGGAUAUCUUUUUUUUUUUUUUGUCUGCAAGCAAAAAAUAAAACGUGAAAAAACCGGUUGGA
Dicentrarchus labrax (European seabass) is the source of this 6546-nucleotide messenger RNA. RefSeq names its product zinc fingers and homeoboxes protein 1. The transcript has 8 exons. Bases 484 to 3414 code for a protein of 976 amino acids. Gene Ontology annotation, molecular function: DNA binding; DNA-binding transcription factor activity, RNA polymerase II-specific. Gene Ontology annotation, biological process: regulation of transcription by RNA polymerase II. The record is from RefSeq and is a predicted model, not a curated record. NCBI's taxonomy places the organism in Eukaryota, Metazoa, Chordata, Actinopteri, Moronidae. Gene Ontology annotation, cellular component: nucleus.